AUGCAGUCUCUCUGGGAUAAUGCGAAAGAUGUCGCCCGCACGGUGUCUGGACAGCUCGAUGAAACCUUCGAAGCCGCCCUGACUGGGAACAGCAACGGCAGCAGCAGGAGAGCCCAGCCUUCAGGCAGGAGCAGCGACUACGAUGACACAAACGAAGAUGACAAUUAUUGGUAUCCGGAUCGCAACAACAGCAGCCGCAGUGGCAGUAGUAACACCAGUAGUAGCAGCAGCAGCAGCAGCUGGAUGGGAGCCGAAGUGCUGCUUCAACACGGCCAGUCAUCCGCAGCUGCCGCCUUGGAAGGCAUCAAUCGCUUUUGGGGAAGGGUAGCAGCAGCACCAACCAAAAAUCCAUCCUUCUCAUUUGCACCAAACAUCAUCCGCAAGGUUCGUGAAGCUGCACCCACGGCUCCGUGGCAGCAGCAGCAGCAGCAGCGCAAUCGUUCGCAACAGCAGCAACAAUAUUCACAGCAGCAGCAACGUGAUUCGGAGCAACAGCAGCAACGUUAUUCGGAGCAGCAACAUGAUUCGGAGCAACAGCAGCAACAUGAUUCACAGCAGCAGCAACAUUAUUCACAGCAACAGCAGCAACAUGAUUCGUCGGAGGGGGAAGCUGCACAAGACGAAACUCAAGCUGCUCGCGCAGAAGCCUUAGGGGUGGCAGCAUCCCCAACACAAGCAGAGGCAACAUCAGAACGGCUUAGUCUUCUACCAUCGCUCCAAGCUCCAGCACUGGGCGAAUCUGAAGAGGCAUUUCCAAUGGCUAUACACUCACUGGCAGCAGCGUCAGACUACUUCAGCCAUGCUGCAGAGCCUUGCGCUUGCCACGCACCUGCAACAGAAGCCUCGUCUGCAGGAGCAGCGAGUUCUCCAGCAGAUUCUGCAUGCAGAGAAUCUCUUGAAGCUGCAGCAGCCAUGUCGUCAUCGCCAGCGGAAGGCAGUAAGGAUGCCAGUCGCACUGGCAUCCUUACUGCCUUUCAGAAUUCUUCAAAAGAAUCUUUUCUUCUCCACGAACUUAAAGGCGUCUCAAUGUCUGCUGCGAUCGAGGCAGGCGGAGGACGGCCGGUAGAAGUGACAGGUGCUGCUGCUGUUGCUGCUGCUGCUGUUGCUGCUGCUGCUGCUUCUACCAAGUGUCUUGAAAGCAAACUGCCUGUUGGCGUAGAGGCGGCAGCAGAGUUUGCAACAGCAACGGGAGCUGUCGAAGGGGAUGGCGCUGCUAUGGGCUUUGAAGAUAAAGAUUUGUUGUCGGAUUUUCUGCAUUUGCGACAAAACAAGAAGGCUGACGUCAAGGAGGAUGUAGCGGCAGUCACAUCUCAGAGAAAAGCCUGCCAUUCUGCAGCUCCUGUGUGGUUGACAUCUGCUGCAGCGCAAGCGCAAACAGCUGCAGCUAGCGAACAACUCCCAGAUCUCCUGGAUAUAGCACCAGCGUCAGGAUCAAAAGAAGGAGAAGCAGCAGAGACAGCUGAAGAACUGGCGAGGCUGGAUCUCUUCAGUGAGAGGGCAGUUUCUUAUUUUACGGAGGCUGAGGCAGCUGCAUGCUCACCACCCAUCGUGCCACCGACCCCACCACCGACCCCACCACCACCGACCCCACCACCCCCGACCCCACCACCUUCUGCUGUUGCAGCAGCCGCAGCAGAGCAGAUUGUCAACCCUCAGAAGGUUCAGGAGAAGCUGCGGGAGUUGGAGUCGACUCGUGCCCAGUUGCUGCAGCAGUUGCAGCAGCAGCAAGAGCAGCUUGCGAGACAGCAGAUGCAACUGAAGCAGCAGCAGGAGCUGCUCUUGCAGCGGGAGCAGCAGCUGCAAAACAAAUCCGAGCAGCUGUCGAUUCUGUUGGACGCGCAGCACAGGCCUGACGAAGAGCUGCAACAGCUGCAUCGCCAAGUGCAGGAGCAGCAGACUCACGAGAAAGACUUGCUGCGAACCAUUGAGCUGCUUAAUGCAUCCCUUCGAGAAUAUCAAGAGAAGAUGCAGCAGCAGCAGCAGCAGCACGAGCUGCUGCAGCAAGAAUAUGUCGAGCUGCAGCAGGAAGGAAGGGCACUGUCAACCCGCUUAGGAGCUGCAGAGGGAACUAUCAAGAAGCUCAGGAUGCAAUGUGAUGGCUUUAAGGCUUUGAAAGAUUCCCAGGAGCAGCUCACUGCAAAGGUAGCCGCAAAGGAGAAAGCGAUUUGUCAACUGGAAGCCAAAGUGCAACGUCUCACAGCUGCUUCUGCUGAGGCUGAAGCCAGUCGUUCAAGUGCUGCCGCGGAAGCUGCAGCAGCGAGAACAGCAAAGGAGCAGCUAGAAAAGCAGGCUGCCUCGAGGGAGGCUGAGACUCUUGAGCGCAUGAAGGCAAUCAAUCAGCAGCUAUCGAAUCAGCUCAGCGAAGCGAAGGCGAUGGCUGCGCGGCUGGAGAGGCAGCACUUUGAGCAGCAGCAGCAGCAGCAGCAGCUGCUGCAGCAGGUGCAGUCGGAGAACGCUGAGCUACACACAUUGCUUGCUGCCGCCUCCAUGCCGUCUCGCGAGAGGAUAGCGGCAGCUGAGCGAGACGCAGCAUGCGCGCGUCAGCAGCUGCAUGCGUUGCAGCAGCAGCUGCAGCAGCAGCUGCAGCAGCAGCAGCAGCAGCAGGAAGAGCUGACCUUGCAGCUGCAGCAGCAGCAACGCGCAAGUGAGGAGCAGCGACAGCAGCACGAGCAGCAACUCGCACAGCUGCAGCAGCAACGCGCCGCAGAACUGCAAACUCUCCGAGAGUAUUUGCAUGCAACCCAGGAGGAGGCUUCAAGUGCUCAAGAUGAAAAAGCUUCCGCUUGCCGUCGGGCAAAGGAGCUGCAACAGCAUCAGCUUCUGCUGCAACAGCAGGUUGAAGAGACGCAGCAGCAGCUCCAUGAGCAGCAACGCGAGGCAGCGAAGCUACAGGAAGAGCUUAAGCAGCUGCGGCAGCAGGUGCAGCAGCAGCAGCAGGAGGGGGAGGAGCAGGAGCAGCAGCAAGUUGGUACAACACAAAUGCAAGAGCCGCAAAAAAAUCUCGAGCACCUCUUGAACUCGCGAGCAGUGUCUCGCUAUCGCGCGGAGUGGUUUCGCCUUGCUACGGGGGCGCGAGAGAGGGAGCAGCAAAUGCUGGUAUUCCAGAGCGAGUUGCGAGCUGCCAUUAAAGAGAAGCAGAUGUUCUCCUCGGAGUGUCUAAGCCUCGCCUCCACCGUUGAAUCUCUGACGCGACGUGUGCGUCAACUGGAGGAGGAGCAGCAGAACGGCAGCAUGCAGAAUGCACAACUGACGGCAGCCGCUGAGGCCGUAAGCGAGUUGGACGAAAUGCUUCAGGAGAGUCGGGAGGCGGCAGCAAUGUAUAAAACGCAACGCGAGGAGAAGAUUGCGGCUGCUGCUGCUGCGGCUGCUGCUGCUGCUUUGGUGAAGCGACCUGCCUGA
Molecule: messenger RNA, 3399 nt
Organism: Cyclospora cayetanensis
Lineage: Eukaryota; Apicomplexa; Conoidasida; Eucoccidiorida; Eimeriidae
Product: plectin
Exons: 18
Coding region: 1-3399 (1132 amino acids)
Source: RefSeq, a predicted model, not a curated record